AUAUUGGUCUUCCAAGUAGCAUACAUACAUACAUACAUACAUAAAAUCACGCCUCUUUCCCGGAGGGGUAGGCAGAGACUACCUCUUUCCACUUGCCACGAUCUCUGCAUACUUCUUUCGCUUCGUCCACAUUCAUAACUCUCUUCAUACAAGCUCGGCGGUUUCGGGUACUUUUGACCUGACCCUUUACCAGGACGUCCUUAAUUUGAUCAAGAUACGUUCGUCUAGGUCUUCCCACUCCGACCUUUCCCUCCACACUCUCCUUGUAUAUCUGCUUAGUCAACCUGCUUUCAUUCAUCCUCUCCACAUGACCGAGCAAGUUCCAAGUAGCAAUGUUAUUUAUUAAGUAUAAGUUGUUCGUCGUAAAAAUAAUAACCCUAUAAUUUUUUCCAAAUCUAUUGAGAUAUCGUUUAUACUUUUUAAGUUUCAUCAAAAUCAGACCAAUGGCUAGACUUAUAAAUUCUGUUGAGUUUUUAUAAAGCUGCGCUUUUUCGCUAGUAUUAUGAGCAAGCAGGAGGGGAGACUUUUUGAAUAAAGCAUGGCAACAUCGGCAAAUUUGAAAUCGUUUGAAAAUAAAUGGCGAAAAGAUUGUUACUAGCCCGGAAGGACAAAUUGUUACAAGAGCUUCAGUAUUAUGAGAAAAGGAUAGCCGAUUUUCACAUCGAAAGGCGAACUAACACUACGAUAGAAGAUGAUAGUUCCGACUCAGACACAGACCUUCACAUCACGAAUAAUGGCCCGUCUACAACCCAGCUGAAGAUACAGCAGUCCCAUCUCAAGACAUCGCUCCAAGCCACUCAGGAACUCACCAGCCUGCAAAUACUCCAGUCGGAAGUCACCGUUUUGGUCACGGAUCCAGUCAUUGUUGACGAACCCCAAGUUAGUGAACCGGGUGUGUGGAGGGAGGUUAUAGCAGACUGCCGCAUAGACCUGGUGCCAUUUGUGAUAAAUUUUCACAUACAUAACCCUAAUGCCAAAUUCGGCGCUCCAUCCUUCAGGAAUGUCAAGGUUUCUCUCGUGAAGAAACCCCACGAAGUUGAGCUGGUGAAGUCUGCUCUUGCUCAUGUCACCACACCGAGCGACGCUGUGGAGGUUUUAAGGAGCUAUUCAGUGGCCCAUCGUUCCAGACGCACCACAUUAGUCCGUCUCGCUGAGAAAUACAAUAACUUAUUGUUUAUGGAGCCGCUGUCCGAAGGCGGGUACGUGUUGAAAUGCGCCGGACUUCUAGAAGUGCGCUGGACGUUGCAGAAUAAAUGGUCGCCAUUAACGCAGUUCCAACACCGUAUGAGAUUCGAUCUUGAGUAUAUGGACGAAUCCUACAUAAAAAUUAUAACGCAAUACCACCGCCAACUGUCCGACCCGUCGAUAGUAACGGACGAGCGUACGGCGCUCCUCUCGAAAAUAAUAAACACGUGUCUCGAAGCGAAGGGUCCCACGCAGGAACUAUACGAGAGCAUGGAAUCUGAUCCGGAUACAGCUCAAAGUCUUAGAAAGAGACGCACGACACUCGAUCAGGAAGCGGCUGAGGGUAAGAAGAGAGACGACGAUAUCAUGGCGCCCCCUAAAUCUCUGCCAAAGAAGAUGAGGGUGAGGGCCGAUAAUGGUAGGCAUAGGGGUAAUGACAGCGCUGAUAGGCAGAGUAAUGUUGGUGACAGUGUAAACACUGAGGUUUUGGGUGAUAAUGCGUUUGGUAAAAUCAUUGGUAAUGCAAAGAAUAAAAAUAGAAAGGAUAAUGUUUCUGAAUUGCAUAAAGAUAAUGAAGCAUCUGAUGGUAGAAAAGAUAGUGUUGCCAAAUCUACUAAAGAUACGAAAGUUGAUAAAACUACUAAAGAUACCGCUUCAAUGAAAGAUAUUAUGCCUAAUUCGAGUAAAGUCAGUGUUGCUAGUGUGAAAAAUAAAGUUUCAACUAAGGCAAGUGAUAAAGGUGUUGCCAAAUCUACUAAAGAUAAUAAUAAAGUUGAUGAAGCUACUAAAAACAUUGUUUCGACGAAAGAGUAUAGUACUUAUUUAAGCAGCAAAGUCAGUGUUGGCAAUGUAAAGAGUACAGUUGCAAUUAAUCCAAGCGGUAAAGACAGUGUUGCAAGUGUGAAAAAUAAAGAUGCUGUUAUCAAAACUAAAGGGACGGGUUCAAAAACUGAAAUAAACGGCGAAGGAAAUAAAUUGAAGGAGAAUGAUGCUAGAAAAGCCAAUAAAGCUGAUAAUGGUGUCAUUUCUAAAACCAAUGUUGAUAAAGAAACAAAAGACGCAAAAAAUCCUGUGAAAGGAACUCAUAAGAUAGUUUCUAAUGAGAAAAAUAAUGAAAAUGAAAAAAAUUCAGCUAAAGAUGAAAAAAAGAAAAAUUCUAUAAAAAAUACCGAUAAACCUAUUGUUGAUAAUGGAGUUGGAGAUAAAACGAAAGUUGACACGAAUUCUCGUAAAAAUACAGACAUUAAUAACAAAAAUGGCAACUUGCAAACGAGGGUUGCUAAAAAAAAUAAAAACACGGAAGACAUAGCUAAUAUACCAGUUAAGAAACCCAAAACUGAUAAUGGUACAACGAAUUCUUACAACGCUAAAGUUAAAGAAGUUGAAAAAUCAAAAAAUAUCAAUAACAUUGAUAAAACGCAUAAACAUACGACAAAAUCUAAUAAUUUGAAGGCAAAAUCCGGUGAUGUUUCAAACAAAAAUUCAACUUUCACUAAAGACAAUGAUACAAUAACGAAAGCUGUUGAAAAGAAUGAAAUCGCACCAACAAAACCUCAUUUGCCUGAUCGCAAUAAAUUUAAUACCAAAUCUAAAAUAAUUAAUGGGAAAAUCUCAAAAAAUUCCACAAAUAAUGCCCAAUAUCAAGCGAAAAAUAAUAUAAAUAUGAAAAAGGGUAUAGAUAAUAAACCCAAAAUUGGUACUGGCAAUACCAAAUUGAUUAAAACGCUGAGUGCUGGCAACACAGCGAAGGAGCCUAUUACGAAAAUACCGCAGAAAUUGACGAAACCUAUAAAUAAUUUGAAGAAAAACCCGCUAAGAAUUAGUCCAAGAAAGUUAUCAACGAAUCUGAAGAACUCUAUAGGUAUCUCUAAAACAAUUCAGAAACCAAUCACCAGUAUACCGAGAUUGUUAAAGAAACCAGUGGUAAAAACAUAGUGUCAUUUUAAUGUAAUUUUUGUUUUAUUAAAUCAGUG
Molecule: messenger RNA, 3158 nt
Organism: Amyelois transitella
Lineage: Eukaryota; Metazoa; Arthropoda; Insecta; Lepidoptera; Pyralidae
Exons: 10
Coding region: 577-3120 (847 amino acids)
Source: RefSeq, a predicted model, not a curated record